Molecule: messenger RNA, 2460 nt
Organism: Physeter macrocephalus (sperm whale)
Lineage: Eukaryota; Metazoa; Chordata; Mammalia; Artiodactyla; Physeteridae
Gene: PLS3
Product: plastin 3
Exons: 16
Coding region: 112-2004 (630 amino acids)
Biological process (GO): actin filament bundle assembly; actin filament network formation
Cellular component (GO): actin filament bundle; actin filament; cytoplasm
Molecular function (GO): actin filament binding; calcium ion binding
Source: RefSeq, a predicted model, not a curated record
GCGCUGGCUUUAGAACCACAGCCGCAAAAAUUCCGAGCCCAGAAGUUGUCUGAGUGCGUCGGUUGGAGGCUGUCUGGCCAGAUCCGGUACUCUGCGACUUUAUAUCUUUAAAUGGAUGAGAUGGCUACCACUCAGAUUUCCAAAGAUGAGCUUGAUGAACUCAAAGAGGCCUUUGCAAAAGUCGAUCUCAACAGCAAUGGAUUCAUCUGUGACUAUGAACUUCAUGAGCUUUUCAAGGAAGCUAAUAUGCCAUUACCGGGAUAUAAAGUGAGAGAAAUUAUUCAAAAACUCAUGCUGGAUGGUGACAGGAAUAAAGAUGGGAAGAUAAGUUUUGAUGAAUUUGUUUAUAUUUUCCAAGAGGUAAAAAGCAGCGAUAUUGCCAAAACCUUCCGCAAAGCAAUCAACAGGAAAGAAGGGAUCUGUGCUCUGGGAGGAACUUCAGAGCUGUCCAGUGAAGGAACGCAGCAUUCUUACUCAGAGGAAGAAAAAUAUGCUUUCGUUAACUGGAUAAACAAAGCUUUGGAAAAUGAUCCAGAUUGCCGACAUGUCAUACCAAUGAACCCAAAUACCGAUGACCUGUUCAAAGCUGUUGGUGAUGGAAUCGUGCUUUGUAAAAUGAUCAACCUUUCAGUUCCUGAUACAAUUGAUGAGAGAGCAAUCAACAAGAAGAAACUUACACCCUUCAUCAUUCAGGAAAACUUGAACUUGGCACUGAACUCUGCUUCUGCCAUUGGGUGUCACGUUGUGAACAUUGGUGCAGAAGAUUUGCGGGCUGGGAAACCUCAUCUGGUUUUGGGACUGCUUUGGCAGAUCAUUAAGAUCGGUUUGUUUGCUGACAUUGAAUUAAGCAGGAAUGAAGCCUUGGCUGCUUUACUUCGAGACGGUGAGACCUUGGAGGAGCUUAUGAAAUUAUCUCCAGAAGAGCUUCUGCUUAGAUGGGCAAACUUUCAUUUGGAAAACUCAGGCUGGCAGAAAAUCAACAAUUUUAGUGCUGACAUCAAGGAUUCCAAAGCCUAUUUUCAUCUUCUCAAUCAAAUUGCACCAAAAGGACAAAAGGAAGGUGAACCACGGAUAGAUAUUAACAUGUCAGGUUUCAAUGAAACAGAUGAUUUGAAGAGAGCUGAGAGCAUGCUUCAACAAGCAGACAAAUUAGGUUGCAGACAGUUUGUUACCCCUGCUGAUGUCGUCAGUGGAAACCCCAAACUGAACUUAGCCUUUGUGGCUAACCUGUUUAAUAAAUACCCGGCACUAACUAAGCCAGAGAACCAGGAUAUUGACUGGACUCUAUUAGAAGGAGAAACUCGUGAAGAAAGAACCUUCCGUAACUGGAUGAACUCUCUUGGUGUUAAUCCCCAUGUAAACCAUCUCUAUGCUGACCUGCAAGAUGCCCUGGUAAUCUUACAGUUAUACGAACGAAUUAAAGUUCCUGUUGACUGGAGUAAGGUGAAUAAACCUCCAUACCCGAAGCUUGGAGCCAACAUGAAAAAGCUAGAAAACUGCAACUAUGCUGUUGAAUUAGGGAAGCAUCCUGCCAAAUUCUCCCUGGUUGGCAUUGGAGGGCAAGACCUGAAUGAUGGGAACCAAACCCUGACUUUAGCUUUAGUCUGGCAGCUGAUGAGAAGAUAUACCCUCAAUGUCCUGGAAGAUCUUGGAGACGGUCAGAAAGCUAAUGACGACAUCAUUGUAAGCUGGGUGAACAGAACAUUGAGUGAAGCUGGAAAAUCAACUUCCAUUCAGAGUUUUAAGGACAAGACGAUCAGCUCCAGUUUGGCAGUUGUGGAUUUAAUUGAUGCCAUCCAGCCAGGCUGCAUAAACUAUGACCUUGUUAAGAGCGGCAAUCUUACAGAAGAUGACAAGCACAAUAAUGCCAAGUACGCGGUGUCAAUGGCUAGGAGAAUUGGAGCCAGGGUGUACGCUCUCCCGGAAGACCUUGUGGAAGUAAAGCCCAAGAUGGUCAUGACCGUGUUUGCAUGCUUGAUGGGCAGGGGAAUGAAGAGAGUGUAAAAUAACCAAUUUGAAUAAAAACAACCUUGCUCCCAAGUGCAUGAUUAGCAGGUCAGCAAUUUCCAGGUGAAGUGCUCAUGGCUUAAGGAACUGUUGGUUAUUUAAAGGACUUUUAACAAGACUAAGCUCAUCAUGGGAGCCCUCAGGGGAAAGAGUUUUAAUAACAACAACUCCUCUUUCCCGUAGUCAAGGUGGAUUUGUCAGGCCCACCUGAAAUGUGCUCAUAGCCAAAUCAUUUACUCGCUCCUCCUAGAUCGCUGCCCUUGAUGUUUCCCGUUGCUGUACGUAUUUCUCUCUGUAUCUGUUUCCCUCUUAGAAUGUCCACCUCCUGGGACUUGCUUAGAUGACUGGAUAUGAAUAUUAUUAGACAAUAAUUCUGCUUUUCAUCCAGUAUGCUAGUUCUUAUUCAAGAACUGUGGUCAGAGGGUAUUUGGAUAUGAGUAUCCUUCGCUUAUC